Messenger RNA from Xenopus tropicalis (tropical clawed frog), 3925 nucleotides. It is a transcript of the gene hs6st3, whose product is annotated as heparan sulfate 6-O-sulfotransferase 3. Lineage: Eukaryota; Metazoa; Chordata; Amphibia; Anura; Pipidae. The record is from RefSeq and is a predicted model, not a curated record. Gene Ontology annotation, cellular component: membrane. The coding region runs from base 1262 to 2530 and encodes 422 amino acids. The transcript is spliced from 2 exons. Gene Ontology annotation, molecular function: sulfotransferase activity.
GCGCUUCCAUUUAGCCCAAUGUAUGUGGAGGUUCAGCACUGCAACCCGCCGCUUGAGAAAUCCCUCUGGUUGCAGGAACUACCGCACUAACUCACCUGCUCGGCCGAACGUGCCCGGGAAAGCUGAUGAUUCCGGAGCCCAUUAGCCGCUCUCAUUGGCCGCACUCGGUCCCAAUACAUCGGUAGCUGAUUCGCCUUUCGCUUCUUUGCGCUGCUUUUCAUUGGCUUAACCGUCACAGGCUGCAGUGGUGGGAGAACGUUUGUUCCUGGCUGAUGCGUUCUAUUGGCUGAAGCCAUCGCCUGUUUUAUUGCUGGAAGAGGCCAGCGAUUGGGCCCCAGGCUGACAUACCUGUGCGCUAUUGGCUUCCUGUGAAUGAGAGAUUGUACCGAGCGAGUCUCUCGGCUGAGCAGACAGCGCGGGUUCCUUGCAGGCAGCCUGGGGGCUAAGGAGACAGGGAGGCUGGUGUGUGUGUGCCGGGGGCGAGUACUACAUCGCGACUCUCCUCUCCUACUCAACCUUCCAAACUCGCCCUGCGGCUGCAACUUGCCUGUGGCUCCCAUGUGCCCGGCUGUGUGGGUGCCAGGCUGCGGGACACAUUGAGCCAUAUCCCUCGCAUUUACACUCACCUGCUGCAGAGAGAGGGAGCGCACCGACUCAAUCAACUUUAUCGCACUUCUCUGUUUAUUGGGAGAUUCUUUAGCGCUGCAUUUUGCGCAGAGUGAAAGUCGCAUAUUACUUUCUUCGGAAUAUUCGCGAUUUUUCAGUGACUUUAUGGUGUUGGAAUGUUAAUUGUGAAUAGUCCUGACCUGCAAUGUGACCUAGCGCUCGAAUCAUUAUAACGUCUGCCUGGGCACUAUCCCUGAUAGAAACAUAAACUGUAGAAAUCGCUUUGUGCCAGUCAGCAGGGUCCUGUAGCACCAAGUGACGGAUUGCUGCACCAUCCGCUCCGGCACUCGGUAACCUUGAGAAUCCUGUAUGUGCGGUACCGGUCCGGCUCCCUGCCCCAGGUAACCUUGAGAGUCCGGUCGGUGUUUCGUACGUGCGGGUCGCGCUUGCACUGCUGCCAUGCCCGGGGGCAACACAGGGACCGGCUAACGCACAGAACCGAGGGCUGGAUGCGAUUUUGUAGUUGGCCAUGAACUGCACGCCAGGGGGAUGGAGGAAGCGAUUAACGAGUUACUAGAUAUCUGCCUUAGUAAUAGAGGUUUCAUUCUUCCUCAGAAUAAUCGUGCAUGAAUAAAGAACCCAGAACCCCGGGAUCAUGGAUGAGAGAGCCAACAAGUUGAUUCUGGCCCCACUUUUAGCUGUGCUCUUUGUAAUGAUUGUGUACCAGUACAUAUGCCCUUCUGGCACGAACUCUUGCCAGUUCCGAGCUGGUGACCAUGCUAGGACAGGGGCCCAGAUCCCUCAGCUCCCACCUGGGUCAGAAUCUCAGUGGCAGGGGGAGGAGGAGGAAGGUGAAGAUGCAGAGGAUUGCAUACCUCCCAAAUUUCAGCCCACCUAUAACUUCUUGGCCAAAGACCUGGCCAGGUUUGUGGAUUUCAACAUUAAGGGGGAUGAUGUGAUUGUGUUCCUGCACAUACAGAAGACAGGGGGCACCACUUUUGGUAGGCACCUGGUUAGGAAUAUUCACCUGGAGCAGCCAUGUGACUGCAAGCCGGGCCAGAAGAAGUGCACCUGCCAUCGGCCUGGCAAAAAGGAAACUUGGCUCUUCUCCCGUUUUUCCACGGGCUGGAGCUGUGGGCUGCAUGCAGACUGGACCGAACUCACCAACUGUGUCCCGGCGAUCAUGGAGAAGAAGGACAGCCUGAGAAACCACAGGAACUUUUAUUACAUCACCAUGCUGAGAGACCCUGUGUCCCGCUACCUGAGUGAAUGGAAGCACGUCCAGAGGGGAGCAACGUGGAAAGCCUCGCUUCAUGUAUGUGAUGGAAGAAGCCCAACUCCGGAUGAACUACCUACAUGCUAUGUUGGAGAUGACUGGUCUGGGGUCACACUGCAGGAGUUUAUGGACUGUAGCUAUAAUCUUGCAAACAACCGCCAAGUCCGGAUGCUUGCAGACCUCAGCCUUGUGGGAUGUUACAACUUGACAUUUAUGAAUGAAAGCGAAAGAAAUCACAUUCUUCUACAGAGCGCAAAGAACAAUCUUAAAAAUAUGGCAUUUUAUGGCUUGACUGAAUUUCAGAGGAAAACUCAAUAUCUCUUUGAAAGAACAUUUAAUCUGAAGUUUAUUUCACCUUUCACUCAGUUUAAUAGUACAAGGGCCUCAAAUGUGGAUAUAGAUGAAAGGUCUCGGGAGCGCAUAAAAGAGUUGAACUACUUAGAUGUGCAGUUGUAUGAAUAUGCGAAAGACCUUUUUUUACAACGCUUUCAGUACACCAGGCAACAAGAGCAUCAGAGGAAGCGAGAGAAGAGGAAGGAAGAGAGGCGACUUUUAAGGGAGCAUAAAGCCCUGCCGUGGCACAAGGAGGAAAAACCAUCUGAUGCAGCUACUACUGAAGACUAUAAUAGUCAGGUGGCAAGAUGGUGACAUUUCUGAAAAUGCCUUCAGAAAUCAUAUGGGGGACAUGAACAUGAAUUUGCAAUUGGCAUUUUUAAAAACAAUCUUUUACAUUUUGCUUUCAGUGGCAAGGAAUUCUAUAAAUAAAGCAAUUUAAUUGUACUACAAACAAAUACAAUCUCAGAUUUACACAGACAGCACACAUUUGCUCUCGAAAAGGACAAACCUUGAAAAUGUUUUGACUAUAAAAUAGUGUGGCAUUUUUUCCUUGGGGUAGUAACAUAUAGAUUAUCCUUUCAAGCGUUUAAAGUCGCCCAGUUUUGUGACAUGAUCAGUCGUAUCAUCCUCGAUAAUAUUGUUUAUAUGGCAGGCACAGAACUUCUUUAUCUGACAAGAACUUUUCCUUUUUUUAAUAGUUUAAAAUUGUGUUAUUUUCUAAAAUGUAUAUAAAAUUGUGAAAAUGUGAUGAAACUGAAAUUCUGAAUUUUUAUGUUUAAAGUGACACUGACACAUUACAAUCAAUAUUCCAGACUGAUCAGGGGUGGUGUAGGAAACACAGUGUCAGGGAUGGUAUAAGAAAAACCCAAUAUCUAUCCCACUAUACAGUAUUUGCACCAAAAUACAAAAGGAGAAGACUUGAUUACUUACCCAGCCUGACAACUUUGUUAGCUGCUAGUUUUAAUCAGCGUCCUCCUCCCUUCUCAGCAAAAGGAAUUCCAGCAAUUUGUUGUAGUUUAACAAAAUCAUAUAUACUAAAUAUAUCAUUUGUGCUUCAUUGCUCAUUAGAAGUCAUAAAAGACACAAGGUACAUACUGUUUUGAUUUCUUAUGACCCAUGUGAUAUGAAUUUUAUUUAACACAUUAUGCAUCAGAAAUAAGAUCAGUUGUAAACAGUUGAUUUGGGAAGCCUAAAUGCAGCCUUUAAUGUGCAGUAUAAAGGAUGGAGCAGAUCACUACAUAACUACAAUUAGCUAUAUUUUAGAAUGGAAAAUAAUUUUCUUUUGCUGCCAUAUUUACACGCACAGAGGGCUGUUAUUUAACCAUUAGACACACAUGCUUGGGUAUACAGUAGGUACUUAUGGCUGUCAGAGUCACUUUAAUGGUAAGGUUGCUCCUGUUUUCCUAUUCUUUUUUCACUAUUCACUCACUCUUAUCUCGUCAUUCACUCAUUCUUUUUAUUUUUUUAAUGUUUAGAAGCAAAACAAUAAAAUGAUGAAUUCAUUAAAUAUAAUUUAAACUACUCUGUUAAUGCAGUGAUUUUAUUUGGGUGAUGUAUUGUGUAUUUAAACUGAAUAUUGUGUUCUUAUGCUAAGACAAUGGCUUUAGAUGGAAUAUGUGCUGACUACAUGGUUGUGGCAAGGUGAUAAAGCUGCACUGCCAUACAAAUGUAGGGCAAACUGACACUUGAUUAAAUUAUUAUAUUUUC